AGACAAAAACAAACACAAAUUGUGUAAGAGCUUCAUUUGAGCUUAAAAAGGUUCCAGAUUGCGAAAAAUCUAUAAAAAAAUAAUUCAGCUUCGUAUUCAAGAAUAAUUUACAGAUAUCAUUUGGUGCUAAGUUAAAAGAUGGCUGAUCAUUUGAGUUUAUGUACCGACCGUCUUAUAACAAUUGAGAGCUUGAACUCAGAGAAAGAUUCUGAGUCUUCAGAUUCUUCUGGAGAAAGUUCUUCCCGGCCUCAAGGCACAGACUUGGCUUCUUCAUCUGUGGAUGAAGCUGAGGAACCGAGGGAGUACUACGCUGUUUCUGAAGAGGAAGAGCCACUUCUCCAAUCUGUGGAGUGCCGUAUUUGUCAGGAGGAAGAUACAACUAAGAACCUUGAGGCUCCUUGUGCUUGUAAUGGUAGUUUGAAGUAUGCCCACCGCAAGUGUGUUCAGCGUUGGUGUAAUGAGAAAGGCGACAUAACCUGUGAAAUAUGCCACCAGCCUUAUCAACCUGGAUACACAGCACCUCCACCACCUCCUCCUGAUGAAACGAUAAUUCACAUUGGUGACGAUUGGGAGAACGGAGUUCCAUUAGACUUGACUGACCCGCGCAUUCUGGCAAUGGCUGCAGCAGAACGCCAUUUCUUGGAAGCUGACUAUGACGAGUAUUCUGAGUCUAACUCAAGCGGAGCUGCCUUUUGUCGCUCUGCUGCUCUAAUCCUAAUGGCACUUUUACUGUUACGAGAUGCGCUGAAUCUCACUACUAACUCAGAUGACGAGGACGAUCCAACUGCCUUCUUCUCUCUUUUCCUACUUCGUGCCGCCGGCUUCCUCCUCCCAUGUUACAUAAUGGCAUGGGCCAUUGGUAUACUACAACGUCGGAGACAAAGACAGGAAGCAGCGGCUCUUGCUGCCGCGGAAGUUACUUUCAUGAUUCACGGAGGGGUUCCCCAACGCAGGGGACUGCACUUUGCUGUAGCGCCAGAGCCACCUAUAGCCAACGUCCCAACACCCGUUUGAUCCUUCCUGGUUAGGAAUCUUCGGUAAGGCGAUUAGAUAAAACCUUGAACUUGGUUGUAAGAACUUCACCUACUUAUGCUUCUUCAUAUGUUAUUAUCUUCCUCGUAUGUUUCUGUUCUCUGAAUCUGUUAAAUGUAUAUUUCGGCUCUCAAAUAUUUACAAAGAGCUCUCCCAGCACUCUGUACAGGACCAUCUAUCAUUAUUAUUAUUAUGUAUUAUGAAUU
Molecule: messenger RNA, 1238 nt
Organism: Capsella rubella
Lineage: Eukaryota; Viridiplantae; Streptophyta; Magnoliopsida; Brassicales; Brassicaceae
Exons: 8
Coding region: 139-1014 (291 amino acids)
Biological process (GO): protein ubiquitination
Cellular component (GO): membrane
Molecular function (GO): zinc ion binding; ubiquitin-protein transferase activity
Source: RefSeq, a predicted model, not a curated record